UUCCCGUUCCGGGACCGCAGGCAGCCCUGCCCCUCCGUCGCGCGACUGCGGGCGCAGAGCCUUCCUGGGCCACCGCGCUCACCAGGCUCCUGUCUUUCUCUCAGCGGCUGCGAAGUCUCCAACCUGGCGGCCAAGGCAAGUGGGCCAUUUGAGUUGAAAGUUCCUCAGAAGAAGGCAGUCGCUGAGAGUGUGGUGCUGGCCUGACUCAAGAGAUCCUGAGAUGCCCUAGUGAUGAAGAGGCUCUAAAACAAUUUAAUCAUGUGGUUGUAAAUCAGAAGACUUUCCUUAUGUUUCUGCUGUUGAUGGCAAGAGGUGGAGAUGUCUGUGGCGGUGAUUACAGGAAAGGUCUGGGAAGACAAGUCGCUGUUUUUAUGGGAAUCGCAGGCUUGGAAGAGACAGAAGCAAUUUUGCAGAUUCCAGAAAAAUUAGAAAUUGAAGAUUUAAAGAAUGUUGUUUUAAAAUAUUCGGACUAACUUCAAAGAAUGACUCCAGAAACUUUAAAAGGGGCUGCGCAGAGUAGCGGGGGCCCUGGAGGGCUGCCCUGAAUCCUGAUUUCCCUUCUGCUGAAAGGACACAUGCAGCCAAAGAUGAAUUUGGGAAAAGUAACUGCUUGCUACUUUAACUAUGGAAAAGCAGGGCCCCAGUGAGAUGGAAAUAAUCCCGUCAGAGUCACACCCCCACAUUCAAUUAGUGAAAAGCAACCGGGAGCUUCUGGUCACUCACAUCCGAAACACCCAGUGUCUGGUGGACAACCUGCUGAAGAAUGACUACUUCUCGGCCGAAGACGCAGAGAUUGUGUGUGCCUGCCCAACCCCACCCGACAAGGUCCGCAAAAUUCUGGACCUGGUACAGAGCAAGGGCGAGGAGGUGUCCGAGUUCUUCCUCUACUUGCUCCAGCAACUCACAGACGCUUACGUGGACCUCAGGCCUUGGCUGCUGGAGAUCGGCUUCUCCCCUUCCCUGCUCAUUCAGAGCAAAGUCGUGGUCAACACUGACCCAGUGAGCAGGUACACCCAGCAGCUGCGACACCACCUGGGCCGUGAUUCCAAGUUCAUGCUGUGCUAUGCCCAGAAGGAGGAGCUGCUGCUGGAGGAGACCUACAUGGACACCAUCAUGGAGCUGGUCGGCUUCAGCAAUGAGAGCCUGGGCAGCCUGAGCAGCCUGGCCUGCCUCCUGGACCACACCACCGGUGUUCUCAAUGAGCAGGGCGAGACCAUCUUUGUCCUGGGCGAUGCUGGGGUGGGCAAGUCCAUGCUGCUGCAGCGGCUGCAGAGCCUCUGGGCCACGGGCCGGCUAAACGCAGGGGUCAAAUUCUUCUUCCACUUUCGCUGCCGCAUGUUCACCUGUUUCAGGGAAAGUGACAGGCUGUGUCUGCAGGACCUACUCUUCAAGCACUACUGCUACCCGGAGCAGGACCCCGAGGAGGUGUUCGCCUUCCUGCUGCGCUUCCCCCAGGUGGCCCUCUUCACCUUUGAUGGCCUGGAUGAGCUGCACUCGGACUUGGACCUGAGCCGUGUGCCUGACAUCUCCUGUCCCUGGGAGCCUGCCCACCCUCUGGUCCUACUGGCCAACCUGCUCAGCGGGAAGCUGCUCAAGGGAGCUAGCAAGCUGCUAACAGCCCGCACAGGUGUCGAGGUCCCGCGCCAAUUACUGCGGAAGAAGGUGCUUCUCCGGGGCUUCUCCCCCAGCCACCUGCGCGCCUACGCCAAGAGGAUGUUCCCGGAGCGGGCUGUGCGAGACCGCCUGCUGAGCCAGCUGGAGGCCAACCCCAACCUCUGCAGCCUGUGCACCGUGCCCCUCUUCUGCUGGAUCAUCUUCCGGUGCUUCCAGCACUUCCACGCCGCCUUCGAAGGCUCACCGCAGCUGCCCAACUGCACGAUGACCCUGACUGACGUCUUCCUGCUGGUCACCGAAGUCCACUUAAACAGGAUGCAGCCCAGCAGCUUGGUGCAGCGGAACACACGCAGCCCGGUGGAGACCUUCUGCGCCAGCCGGGACACACUGUGCUCACUGGGGCAGGUGGCCCACUGGGGCAUGGACAGGAGCCUCUUUGUCUUCACCCAGGAGGAGGUGCAGGCCUCCGGGCUGCAGGAGGGAGACAGGCAGCUGGGCUUCCUGCGGGCCUUGCCGGAGCUCGGCCCCGGUGGGGAACAGCAGUCCUACGAGUUUUUGCACCUCACCCUCCAGGCCUUCUUUACGGCCUUCUUCCUUGUGCUGGAUGACAGGGUGGGCACUCGGGAGCUGCUCAGGUUCUUCCAGGAGUGGAUGCCCUCUCGGGGGGCAGUGGCUGCGUCCUGCUAUCCUCCCUUCCUCCGGUUCCAGUGCCUGCAGGGCAGCCGCCUGGUGAGGGAAGACCUCUUUAAGAACAAAGAUCACUUCCAGUUCACCAACCUCUUCCUGUGCGGGCUGUUGUCCAAAGCCAAACAGAAACUCCUGCGGUACCUGGUGCCCGCGGCAGCCCUGAGGAGGAAGCGCAAGGCCCUGUGGGCACACCUGUUCUCCAGCUUGCGGGGCUACCUCAAGAACCUGCCCCGAGUUCAGGUCGAAAGCUUCAACCAGGUGCAGGCCAUGCCCACAUUCAUCUGGAUGCUGCGCUGCAUCUACGAGACGCAGAGCCAGAAGGUGGGGCAGCUGGCAGCCAGGGGCAUCUGCGCCAACUACCUCAAGCUGACCUACUGCAACGCCUGCUCGGCUGACUGCAGCGCCCUCUCCUUCGUCCUGAACCACUUCCCCAAGCGCCUGGCCUUAGACCUGGACAACAACAAUCUCAACGACUACGGCGUGCAGGAGCUGCGGCCCUGCUUCAGCCGCCUCACCGUUAUCAGACUCAGCGUAAACCAGAUCACUGAUGGUGGGGUAAAGGUUCUAAGCGAAGAGCUGACCAAAUACAAAAUUGUGACAUUUUUGGGUUUAUACAACAACCAGAUCACCGAUGUCGGAGCCAGGUACAUCACCAAGAUCCUGGAUGAAUGCAAAAGCCUCACUCACCUUAAACUGGGAAAAAACAAAAUCACAAGUGAAGGAGGGAAGUGUCUCGCCCUGGCUGUGAAGAACAGCAAAUCAAUCUCUGAUCUUGGGAUGUGGGGCAAUCAAGUUGGGGAUGAAGGGGCAAAAGCCUUCGCAGAGGCUCUGCGGAACCACCCCAGCUUGACCACCUUGAGGCUGGAGUCCAAUGGCGUGAUAUCAGCUCACCACAACCUCCACCUCCCGGGUUCAAGCGAUUCUCCUGCCUCAGCCUCCUGAGUAGCUGGGAUUACAGGCAUGCAGUACCACUCCUGGCUAAUUUUGUAUUUUUAUUAGAGAUGGGGUUUCUCCAUGUUGGUCUGGGUGGUCUUGAACUUCCGACCUCAGGUGAUCCACCCAGCUCAGCCUCCCAAUGUGCUGGGAUUACAAAUGUGAGCCAGCCAGUAGAAUGAUUUAUAAUCCUUUGGAUAUAUACCCAGUCAUGGGAUUGCUGGGUCCAAUGUUAUUUCUGGUUCUAGAUCCUUGAGGAAUCACCUUAAGUGUUCAGCUCAGUGAAUUCUGCAUGGGUCCCACACCAGCCAGCCACCACCCUCCUCAAGACAGAGGACAUUUCCAGCCCCUCAGCCAUCCCUGCAUGCCCCUUGGGGUAGGGGGAGGGUUUCCUAUGUGCAGAUAAAAUUUAGUAAGAUGCUGGCCAGCAGGUUCCUUCCCCUUCCUUGUCUUCAGGACGAUGUUAGAAAAGAGGGACUCUUCCUCUCUAUAAACAGGGAUGCUCCUACCCAGUCCCCGCUUAGGCCGCUGGCCAAAUCUUGGGGCCUUGGUGUGUUCUGAUGCUGUCCUUUCUGCCACUGAAAAAGAGUCCCAGAAGGUGGGGGCAGUAGCAGAAGAGACUUCGUCAGUUCUUGCAGAUGGGGUACUUGAUGGGGGCCAGCCUUUGGACGCACAGCUCACCAGGCCACCCCAGCUUCCAGCCCAUGUACGGAAACCUGAGACACCUACCUCAGCCCACUGCUGUGUGAGCAGGCCGUGCUGAUGGCCCAUUUCCCAUUUGGCCUGCCCUUGUGCUCUCUGUGGGCUCUGGGGAAGCAACACCUGAGUACCGCUAUAGCUGAGCAGUUCUACAACCUGACUCAAGUGAGCCUGGGCGGGGCCAUGGCCAGGCGGAGGCUUCCCAGCUGUUCUGAGGUUGAAGCCAAGAUUAAAUGUAGAUGUGUCUGUAAUAAUUCACCCCAACUCUGUUGC
Molecule: messenger RNA, 4206 nt
Organism: Callithrix jacchus (white-tufted-ear marmoset)
Lineage: Eukaryota; Metazoa; Chordata; Mammalia; Primates; Cebidae
Source: RefSeq, a predicted model, not a curated record